CGGCGUUCAGCGCAUAUAGGUAGUCGUGAGAGGAGUCAGUCGGUGACGGGUUGUGUCUAGUGCUGUAGUGAACAGUUCGGUCGAGCCGCUUGUGUUAAAAAAUGAGCUGGCAGGAUUACGUUGACAAGCAGCUGCUCGCGUCUAGGUGUGUUACUAAAGCUGCGAUCGCAGGACACGAUGGCAACCUCUGGGCAAAGUCCGAAGGCUUCGAAGUAAGUAAAGAGGAGCUGGCGAAAUUGGUCCAGGGAUUCGAGGAACAGGAUAUUCUGACGUCGUCGGGCGUCACCUUGGCCGGCAACAGGUACAUUUACCUGUCGGGCACGGAUCGAGUGAUAAGGGCAAAACUCGGCAAGGUCGGCGUCCACUGCAUGAAGACGACGCAAGCCGUAGUCGUCUCCCUCUACGAAGACCCCAUACAGCCACAGCAAGCCGCGUCGGUCGUUGAAAAACUCGGCGACUACCUCGUGUCCUGCGGCUAUUAGUAACCUCUGGGACCCAACACAAAUAUCUAAUAUUAAUACUAAACGAUACGAUCGAUUAUUUUACUGAACAGCGAAUGGAAUGCGUCAUGCCGCACGGAGUCGCGCCGGAACUGCCGCAAGCUUGCCGCGCGACACUCGAUGAGAAGCAACAACCACCACCAAACCAUCAACAGCUAUCAUACUCCAGUCGUCGUUCUCUCCUCUUCGAUUUGACGCGACAUUUGGGAACAAAAUGAGCGCGCGAGAUCUCUGAACAGUUGUAAUACGCACACACAGAACCACUUGGAGCACACACACAUAAUAUACAACAGGGACAAACAACGCCGAAUAAAUUUUUCGAAUUACGGCGAAACACACUCACACGCGAUAUUUUGUGCGCAUCCGCGAUCAAUCGACAGGAUAUAACAUUCGCUUUUUGUUAUUGGUUGUUUCCGUUUCUUCUUUUUUUCCAUUUGCAUUGGUUCGUCUGCGAAAUGGUACCGGCAACAACAGCAACAAUAUUUCAAAGAAGAUUCAAUCUCUUUUGAGUUGUUAUCAAGCGUACGCGCACAUGCCAGGACACACACAGACACUAACCCAAGCACACAUACACACACACACGCGCGCGCGCGUACGAUUCACGAAAGAACACGACAAGGUCACAAAUAAACGCGCGACACAACAAAAAUAGGGGGAAUCACAGAACACACACACAAACACACACACACACAAAGCAUGCAUUAAACAUAAGAAAUAACGAUAAUAAGUAAUAGUAAACUAUUGCGUUAGAUUUACAGUCUUUUUUGUAGAGAACGAAAGGAUGCGAGAGAUAGAGGAUGGGUGAAAGACAGCGAGCGCCAGAAAUAGCGAGAAUCGAGAGAGAAAAAUGGAAGUCAGAGACAGAAUAAAGGGCGUAAAAGAGGAAUACGAGUGUGCUCGAGGGAAGUAAAACCGGCGAGUCUGUGCGGGAGGGAGAGAGAAAGAGAGGAGAACGAAUGAGAGAGGGGGAGGACAGAGAGCGCGAGAGAAAAAUAUGUAAGAAAUGGAAGCGUUACGCGAGCGUCGGAAGAGUAAUCCGCAACGCGUGGAGGAAGGAGCGUCGAUUCUAAGGAUUAAACGAGGGAGGUGAUGAAGAAAAGAAGAGAUAAGAGGUGUCUGGAGGUGCGCGUAGAGGGAUGAUGAACGCCGAUGACAAAGAACGAGAGGAUGAACGGCGAAGGCAACCGGGCGUUGAUAACGACACGACGACGAUGACGAUUAUAACGACGCAGGCGAGCGUGCGGCAGCGGGUGAAACGGGACGGAUUGGCCGCAGUCCUUGGCCACCUCCCCCCUCCCCCCACCAACCCCCAAACCCUAAAAUCGAUACAGUCCUUUUAGCUAUUUACUGUCUUUAUUAUUGCUAUGUGUAAGAAUGAAAACCACGAACGAUGUGUCAUAAUUGCUGAGACUUUUAUCGACGAGAGGGUGAUACAGAAAAAAAAAACGGGUGGGGCGUGAUAAAAGAGGGAUGAGAGAGUCGCGAGGCGUAACGUCAGAAUGGUGUACGUGAGCGCGCGCGACCACGCAUAUACAGAGAAAACACAUUUACACCGAUUGCGAAAGUUGAAAGACGGAGCGUGUGCACGGUAGCGAUUCUCUUGUGCCUUUUGAUUCGGCACGAAGAAACCUUUCAAAUUUACGCGCACUUACCAUUUUCUUACCUCUCGUAUUUUCGUCGGGGACGGGUGAAAUUUGAUUCGUACGAUAGAUAACGAAUAUAGUGUAUCAAUAUUCGCGACGUUUAUUCGAUUAAACGGUUACAUUCUUAUUUGUUCGUAGUAAAAUAUAUAUUUCAAUCCGUAAUUCAAGUAAUAAGUUUUUAUUCGACGAGAAACGGAUAAACGGUUGUUUAUCUUUCAUUCGUUAUUCAAGAUUUCUAUCUAUCUAGAUGAGAAUUUUGCACGUCUUCGAUUCUCUUUCUUUCUUCCUCCGUAGGUUUGAUCGCUGUUCUCCCGCGAAUUGAUUAUAGGUGGAAAUUGUUAUUGGUGAUAUAUAUUACGUUUUCAGUAUAGAUUCAUGCGCCACGACAUAUUGUGCAAUCGCUCACAAAAGACACCAAGGAAUUUGAAGGCAUAUGAGCUUGAAACACACACGUGCCAACCAAACUUUGAGCGGUAUACGCAGAGAUGGGUAAAAUUUUAUUCGAGUAAUAGAUAACAAACAUUUAAUCAUUUGUACAGACAUUUAUUCGAUUGUAACGGUUUCAUUUUUAUUUGUUCAUUAUAAAAUAUAUAUUUCGACAUACAAUUGAAAUGUUAAUUUUCAUUUAACGAGUAAUGGACGAACGGUUCUUUAUCUUUUAUUCGUUAUUCGAAAUUUUCAUCAGGGUCAAGAAUUUUGCUCAUCUCUGUCGAAGAAGUUCUGAAAUAAAAUAGAUCGACGAGAAAUUCAAAAAUCCGAGAAGUAACUCGCGCCGCGUAGACGUUUCUCAUUUCGACUUGCGCAGCCUCGUACACGUUACACACCGAGAGACACACAUACAUACACACACUUCAUAGUCGCACACCAAUACACAAGACACGACACAAUACCGCUACCACUUAUUAUUACUAUAAUACUACUGCUACUACUAUUACUAUAAUUGGUUGCUUGUCGAUUCGUCUGGCGUCAAGCAGCAACCCAAACUACUAUGUAACGAUUUUUAUUGAUAACAAAGAAAGGAAUAAACAUUGAAAUAAUAAUUAUAAUAAAAGGUAACCCCCAGGCGUCGUCCAACUAUUCGCAUCGGUCUCGCUUUUUUAGAUUUCUUUUUGUUUUUAAUUUCGAGGAAAGGUAAUCCCAAUUGUGUUCCGUUCAAUGAUUUUUUAUGGGUCUAUCAGUGUUGGCCAAAAUGUAAAUUAUGAUUAUGAUUAGAUAAUUAUCGGUAAUCAUGAUUAACGAUUAACAUCUUGUCAUACCGUACAAUUUUCGUGAAUUGCACGUGGUAACAUCGCUUUACUUAAAAUUUCUUGCAAUAUUUUAGUAACACUAUAAUGUGUAUUGGAUUCGAUCAUUGGCAAAAUGAAAGACAAACUCUCGAAGGUUAUAAAAGUAUUCGGUAAUUUUUUAUUACGGUUAUAAGAAAUUGUUAAAUAAGACUGUUCUGUGUGUAAUUUGAUCAGUGUUUCUAAUCAUUAUUUUUCCCUAACGAAAUAAUUUAUGAAUAACUGUUUAUGUUAAAUGAAAAAGACGAGGAGUCCACGCAAAACUAGCAAACAUAAGUGAUCUUAAAUGUGUAUAUUCAUCGUAAAUUAAUUCCUAGUGCCUGUUAAUGUUAUCUUUAAUUUUUGGUUGCAUACAGUUAGUAUAAACAUGCUUUUUGUGUUUGUAAGCGCACAAUGCGGCGUGGCGCAAAAAGGAAGGUUCCCCAAUUGUUUGGUAAUGUGUUAAUGAAAAAUCAAACACGACUAGCUCUGAACGAUUACCAAUCCAAUAAAUCGUGAUUGCAUAUUACAAAUAUAGAUUAUGAUCGCUGAUUAGUUUGACGAUUGCGAGUGAUUAUUCGAAAAUAAAUCUCAAAGUAAUCACUGUCCAAUUCUAGCAAAACAUCAGGCGGUAAAACAUGGAGAGUAUAUAGUCCAGGCACUUUAAAUUUGAUUAUAAAAAUAUUUUUAUCAAGCUGAUUUUAGCAUAUACCUUUAUGCGGUCGUUAGAAAUCAUCAAAUUUAAAAAUCAGUUUUCCAUGAAUAUCUCGACAAUUAUUGUGUUUACUGUAAAAAUAGUUGUUAUCGAAGAUAAAUGAAACUUUUCAAAAGAGAUAGAUUAUAUUUUUUUAUAUAGUCGAUAGUUUACAUGUACCAUGACGUUAUAACUUCGAUAACAAUAUUCCACUUACCUUAGUUAACACUUAAAAUAUUUCAACAAUUAUGAGGAACAUAGAAAUAUAUAUCAAUUGCAAAAUAAAAUUCAUAACUUUCGCGUCAUUUUAUGGGUAAAUUAAGGACUAUUCGAAAAGAAACAUGUGGCAUGUCUUUUCUUAGACAAUUUCCUUAUUUUUAGUUUUCUUUUUCUCUCUAAUGACUAUUUUUGUAGUGAAUCCAACAAUUUCGUAUUAUUGCAACGGACUCGAUGAAAGUAUACGAAAGAAAUUCGUUUGAUGGAAAUAUAUUCAUAACGUACCGUGUAUUUUUGUCUAGAGUGACUGGACUAAUAACGAAAAGAGAACGCAAAAGUAGAAACAAGCAAUCGAAUGGAUACGGACACGAUACGGUUCAUAAACGCGCCAGAACUUCUGCCUCUUGAAACGCGAAGAGAGGGGCCCAACGGGGAAAGUCCCCACCCCGAGAAGAAGAAAGGCGUAAGAGAGAACGAGAGAGUGCGAGAGAAUGAGGAGAGUACACUUGUGUCGGUUAAAAAUUUAUUAGAUAUAACAUUGUAAAGCCGAUAUACACAUUUCUCUCAUGGUUCUUUUUGCAUACGUCGACAAAACGUUUUCGUAAUCGUAACAACAUUUAAUGUUUAAGAGAACAAUAAAUUUGUAUAAAGCGGUGCAAA
This is a messenger RNA of Hylaeus volcanicus, 4975 nucleotides long. Its product is annotated as profilin. NCBI's taxonomy places the organism in Eukaryota, Metazoa, Arthropoda, Insecta, Hymenoptera, Colletidae. The record is from RefSeq and is a predicted model, not a curated record. Gene Ontology annotation, cellular component: cell cortex. The transcript has 3 exons. Gene Ontology annotation, molecular function: actin monomer binding. The coding region runs from base 102 to 482 and encodes 126 amino acids.